UGCUCACCCUCAGAAUCUUCUGAGUUUCAGUUCUCGUGUUUCUUAUCUUUUGGAGCUAUGGCGGUCAGAAGCACAAACGGGCUCUUUUAUUAUAGAUUAUCAUUUAUCUGUGCUCAGCCCAUUGUUGGUAUCAAAACCUGAUAUUUUAGCUUUGUAACCCGUGAGACUUUUUGCUUAGCAACUAGGGUGCAGUGGAAUUAGAAAAGAACUACGAAAUUUUUGCAGAAAAAUAAUUUCAAGAUUCUGAUUCAAGAGCCCAAAAUCAGAAGAAAGGAGCUAAGGGAAAGGUAUAGAUAAGAAUAUUCAAAUUAUUCAACCAAAACAUUUUGUAAGAAGACAGGAAGGAUGGAAGAAGCCAAACCAUCUGAGAAAACUAACUCAGGGCUCCGGGUGUUUGUACCAGUUCUUGUUGGGAUAGUGUUUGGAAUUAUAUUUCUGUGCUUGUUGGUAUGGAUUGUUAGAAAAAUUAUAGAAAGAAAAUUAAAUCAAAAGUUCAAAUCUAUAAAAGGGAAGGAAAGAGUUGAAAUGGAAUAUGAAGGAGUGAGCCAGUCGUUUGAAGACUUGAGUGAUUAUCCAACUAUAAAAGUAUCUUUUGGAUCACUUGAGGAAAAGAGAGAGAAUUCAGUGCUUGAUUUCAGUCCCGAAGAAGUAAAAACAGUGAUGAAGACUCCAGAUACAGAUAGUAACAGUUAUUUUCCAGAGGAGAGACAUAACAACAACAAUGAUAUUUCCAAGGACAGAAAAGACGUACAAGAAAAGCAUGCCAUAUCGAAUUUUGAGGAAACCGAUAAAGAAAAGAUCUAUGAUAGUAAUGUUGGGACAGGAUAUAAAACUAACAAUACAGAGGUGGUGCCUGUUGAUGUACACCUGAGCAGAGUGGAAAGCAACAGCAAUCUUACAAAGUACUCUCCAUUGUGUUCAAGUGCUGUUGAAGUUGCCUGAUGAUGUAUUCUAACUUCACUUUUUUUUUAGUCUUAAUAAUUGAUUACCCAAAUAUUCCAAAAUAUAGCUAUUGUAGCAAUAUCUACUAGUAAAUGGAAAAUUAUAUGCACACAUUUUUUUGAAGUAAAAGUGUUCAUUUAACACUUAUUUAAUCAUUUUGUAUGUAUUGAAUAUUUUAUUUCAAAGGAGUUGCUAAUUUUAUGUUAAGUUAGCUGUAUUAGCCUACACCCACCAAUGAAGGAAGCUGUUUAUGGGAAAGGACGUGUAAUUUUUGUGAGCUAUAACAAUGCCACUGUUAGUUCUAGAUGCUAAUUUUUUGUAAGCUUAAAAGAAGUCAGCCUACAAACAGGUUUCAGUAUCAGAAACUAUAAUAAAGUGAAAAUUGUUUACAGUUCUAAGGCUUCCAUAUUUUAAGAACCAGUUGGAUGUUUUAUGUUGCUAGCCAAGAAAGGCAUACAUAGUGAUGAAUAUUUAUUUUUAUAUUAAAAAAGUUUCAAUCAUCUAGUGUUUAAUACAAAGAAUGUAUGCACGUAAUCAGCUGUCAUUUUUUUAAAGCUUGGUAUAUACUUCAACAAUAAUUUGGAUAGGGUUUGCUCAUAUUUUUUUGCAGUCUUAAUAAAUGAACAUUUUAAAGUUUUAUGUAGUGCUAGAGAAACAGCAAUUUUAAUGUAAGUAAUUUGUAGGUCAUAGACAACAUAAAUCAAAAUUACUGCUUUAAGAAAAUAAGGUAUUGUCUAUUUUUGUAAGCACCGGGUCAGAGAAAACGUGUCAGCAUGAUAAAUCUGCAUAAGGCCACCAGGAUUAUUCGCAGCAAAGAAGCCAGGUAAAAAUGUGAAGGUUUUGAUAAUAUGUUUUCACUUUUAAACUCAUGAAUUGUAAUUAAAAAAUUCACAGAUUCUCCAACUUCACCUUGCUGUCAGUAGAUUUCUCACCAUAAAAAGCUUCAAUACUUUAGAGUUGAAUUGAUCAGUUACAAAUUCUCCUGAUGGAAAAGCUUGUCAACUUUGAAAUUUUUUUUGUAGUGUUUAUAUAUAUCAGUAAAUAAUAACAGUGUUUAUUUAUACAAAACCAAGUUAAGUAUUCAUUGAGUGAUGAUCAUGUGUAGAAGUAGUUAUAUGACAAAUUUAUUUUAAUUGUCAAUGAUAUGAUUAACUUUCAGUUGCGUAUUUAAAAAAAUAUAGUGAUGAUUGUUUUACAUUAUGUAGAAUAUGUAUGUAUGUAUGUAUGAUUACAAAAAUUACAUGACCAUGUUUGGGAUGCUUAUAUGCAGUCUUAAGUUGUGAUUUAAGUGUCUUUUUUUGUUUUAGUGUUCAUAGUUUAUUUUUUUUAAUCAGUAUAUAGAUCCAUAGAAGCAUCUGUAUGCGGGGGUGAUUUGUUUAUGCACAACACAGAUGUCUUUCAAACUGUGAUUGUAGUUUCCUGGAGAUUUUUUUAUUUGACAGCUACUUUUGUAGCUAUGUGGUUCGUAUAAUAUAGUUGUGGUAAUUCCAUUUAUUCAUCUUACACGAGUGUCUCUUCCAAAUUAUGUAGUUUAUUGUACUGAUUCCUCUGACUGAGCUAUCUGAGUAGCUUGAAAUCAGAUUUUUGUAUUUCCUUCAUUGAAGGAUUUACCACAUGAUUUAUAGUCACUCGAUUUUAUUGCUAACUUCUGUGAUAGAUUUAGCAUGACUACUAUAGAAGCUUUUUUGGGUGAAUUUUGUUUUGAAUACAUGCAUACUAAUUUUUGUACUGAUGCACUAACUAUGUGGAUUUCAAACUUUCAAUGUGUAUGGCUUAUUUUUAUAAUGUUUUGCCUUAGUACUUUCCUCUUAAAACAUUUUUCUAGUGCUUUCAGAGAGAGGAUUUUAUCCAUCUUGUAAUUUUCCCAUGCGUUUUUACAUUUUUGUUUGAUGGAUUAUUCAUUUCAUGAAAUUUUUCUACACAUUUUAGUAAUUUUAAAAAUGUUUUACUUAUAAAUGCUUCUUUUUCUAAACAUGUAUUUUUAUAAUAAAAUAUAUGAGGCAUCAUUGGAAUUCUUUGUUACCAGUAUUACAUAAGAAAAUGUAAAAAAAAAUAAAAAAUUGGACAUGUGAAUGGUGAAUUUACCAAAAGGUUAUUGAUUCAUUAUUGUAUUAAAACUUGUGCUUUUAAUGUAAAAAAUGAGUUUUUGAACCAAAACUAUUCUAGAAAUAAAAGUUCUCUAUUUGCAGGAAUGCUAAGCCUCCUUCAGUAGGUUUCGUGAGUAUUGGCCUUGCAGAGUAACUAAGACCUGAUAUUUGUUAAACCCAUUCACUGUGGCUGGGAUGUAUAUGUCCCAGUGCACUGGGAAAUGUACCUCCCAGCUGCAGUGUAAAGAUUAAACUGUAGACUAUGUGGUUAUCAUGAAAAUAUUAAGCAUGAACUAUUGCAAUUUACAUUUAAUCAGUCUUUAUACUCUAUAAAUGUAUUCAUUUAUAAUUUGUCACAAUUUAUUCAACUUUCGUUAGUUCAAAUUUUGUUUUUCAGUCUACAGAAAUUGAGUACCAUAUUUAUAGGUAAACCAAGUGUUAUUGAUUUUGUACCUUCAGUUAACAUUGUGUUGAGAUUGUUAAGGUAAUUUCAGGUAAACAAGCAUGUUUUGUAUUGCUGAAAUGCCUACAUUUCUUGCAAAUACCUUUUGAUGUAUUUGGAGGGAAGUUA
Messenger RNA from Limulus polyphemus (Atlantic horseshoe crab), 3600 nucleotides. RefSeq lists its product as uncharacterized. The transcript is spliced from 8 exons. The coding region runs from base 346 to 942 and encodes 198 amino acids. The record is from RefSeq and is a predicted model, not a curated record. NCBI's taxonomy places the organism in Eukaryota, Metazoa, Arthropoda, Merostomata, Xiphosura, Limulidae.